Messenger RNA from Rangifer tarandus platyrhynchus (Svalbard reindeer), 2712 nucleotides. NCBI's taxonomy places the organism in Eukaryota, Metazoa, Chordata, Mammalia, Artiodactyla, Cervidae. The record is from the annotation of a GenBank genome assembly.
AUGGCUCCUCCUUGGCAGAGACUGGGUUUAUAUGCCUUUCUUCUAAAACAGCAGCUAAACGAUGGGCCAGAUGUCAUUAAGUGGGGAAGGAGAGUGAUUCCAGGAUGGUCCAGAGGUAUUUACAGUGCCACAGGAGAGUGGACCAAGGAGUAUACAUUGCAGACAAGAAAGGAUGUGGAGAAAUGGUGGCAUCAGCGAAUAAAAGACCAGGCCUUCAAGGUUUCAGAAGCUGAUAAAUCAAAGCCCAAGUUUUACGUGCUCUCCAUGUUCCCUUAUCCCUCUGGCAAGCUGCACAUGGGCCACGUGCGCGUGUAUACCAUCAGCGACACCAUUGCACGCUUCCAGAAGAUGAGAGGGAUGCAGGUUAUCAACCCUAUGGGCUGGGAUGCAUUUGGAUUGCCUGCCGAAAAUGCUGCAAUCGAGAGGAAUCUACAUCCAGAAAGCUGGACGCAAAGUAAUAUCAGACACAUGAGGAAACAGCUUGAUCAACUGGGCCUGUGUUUCAGCUGGGACAGGGAAAUAACGACGUGUUUACCAGAUUACUACAAAUGGACUCAGUAUCUCUUUAUUAAACUCUAUGAAGCUGGACUGGCCUAUCAAAAGGAGGCCUUGGUUAACUGGGACCCGGUGGACCAAACAGUGCUUGCCAAUGAGCAGGUGGAUGAACAUGGCUGUUCAUGGCGUUCUGGAGCAAAGGUGGAGCAGAAGUACCUCAGACAGUGGUUUAUUAAGACAACUGCUUAUGCAAAGGCCAUGCAGGAUGCGCUGGCAGACCUUCCGGAAUGGUACGGGAUAAAAGGCAUGCAGGCCCACUGGAUCGGGGACUGUGUGGGCUGCCAUCUGGACUUCACGUUAAAGGUUGAUGGGCAAGUCACAGGAGAAAAGCUGAGCGCCUACACAGCCACCCCCGAGGCCGUUUAUGGCGCCUCCCAUGUGGCCAUCUCUCCCAGCCACAGGCUCUUGCACGGGCACAGCCCUCUGAAGGAAACCUUUCAGAAGGCCCUCGUCCCUGGCCAAGAUUGCCUGACGCCUGUGACGGCUGUGAGCAUGCUCACCCAGCAGGAAGUCCCGGUCAUCAUCUUGGCCAAAGCUGACUUGGAGGGCUCUCUAGAUGCAAAAAUAGGAAUUCCCAGCACCAGCUUAGAGGACUCCGCCUUGGCCCAGGCUCUGGGCCUGUCCUACUCGGAAGUCAUUGAAACGACGCCAGACGGCACAGAGAGACUGAGUGACUCUGCGGAGUUCACAGGUAUGCAGCGGCAGGCUGCGUUUCUAGCCCUGACUCAGAAAGCCCGGAGGGAGAGAGUGGGCGGUGACGUGACGAGUGACAAGCUGAAGGACUGGCUGAUCUCGAGGCAGCGGUACUGGGGCACGCCCAUCCCCAUGGUCCACUGUCCGGCCUGUGGGCCCGUGCCCGUGCCUUUGGAGGACUUGCCCGUGACCCUGCCCAGCAUCACCUGUUUCACCGGCAAGGGAGGCUCCCCACUGGCCUCGGCUUCCGAGUGGGUGAACUGCUCCUGCCCUAGGUGCAAAGGAGCAGCCACAAGAGAGACAGAUACGAUGGAUACCUUUGUGGAUUCUGCUUGGUACUACUUCAGAUAUACUGACCCUCAGAAUACUCAGAGCCCUUUCAGCACAGCGCUGGCAGAUUACUGGAUGCCUGUGGAUUUGUACAUUGGAGGGAAAGAGCAUGCUGUCAUGCACUUGUUCUAUGCGAGAUUCUUCAGUCAUUUUUGCCACGAUCAAAAAAUGGUCAAACACAGAGAGCCUUUUCAUAAACUGCUGGCCCAAGGCCUUAUCAAGGGGCAGACAUUCCGCCUACCGUCUGGACAGUAUCUACGGCGAGAGGAAGUAGAUCUCACAGGUUCCGAUCCCGUUCACGCAAACACGAGGGAGCAGCUCGAGGUGAGCUGGGAGAAGAUGAGCAAAUCCAAGCACAAUGGCGUGGAGCCCGAGGACGUGGUGGACCAGUACGGCAUCGACACCGUCCGGCUGUACAUCCUCUUCGCCGCCCCUCCGGAGAAGGAUGUCUUGUGGGAUGUGAAGACUGAUGCACUCCCUGGGGUGCUGAGAUGGCAGCAGCGUCUGUGGUCUUUGGUGACGCGAUUUAUCGAGGCCAGGACAUCUGGGAAGGCGCCCAGGCCUCAGCUGUUGAGCGACAAGGAGAAAGCCGAGGCCAGGAGGCUGUGGGAGUACAAGAACUCGGUCAUCUCUCAGGUGACUGCCCAUUUCACAGAGGACUUCUCGCUGAACUCUGCAAUUUCUCAGCUGAUGGGACUCAGCAGUGCCCUCUCGCAAGCUUCGCAGAGAGUUGUUCUCCACAGCCCCGAGUUCGAGGAUGCCCUGUGUGCCCUGAUGGUGAUGGCCGCCCCCAUGGCCCCUCACAUAACCUCAGAGCUCUGGGCAGGCCUGGCACUGGUGCCACAGAAGCUGUGUGCCCACUACGCCUGGGACGCCAGCGUGCUGCUUCAGGCCUGGCCCACCGUGGACCCGCAAUUCCUCCAGCAGCCCGAGGUCGUGCAGAUGGCGGUUCUGAUCAACAACAAAGCCUGUGGCAAAGUCCCCGUACCCCAGAAUGUCGCCCAGGACCAGGACAAAGUCCAUGAACUGGUUCUCCAGAGCGAGCUGGGUGUCAGGCUCUUACAGGGGCGAAGCAUCAAGAAGGCCUUCCUGUCCCCACGCACCGCCCUCAUCAACUUCCUGGUGCAGGAGUGA